Molecule: messenger RNA, 1360 nt
Organism: Ctenopharyngodon idella (grass carp)
Lineage: Eukaryota; Metazoa; Chordata; Actinopteri; Cypriniformes; Xenocyprididae
Exons: 5
Coding region: 65-922 (285 amino acids)
Source: RefSeq, a predicted model, not a curated record
CUUUUUUCAUACAGUGACAUAAAAACAUCUUCUGUAAGCCAAAUAACUGAAACAGUGAACUGAAAUGCUGCAAAUUAUUCUACUUCUCCUGCCUGGUGUUCUCACUCUCAGUGAUGAGUGGAAUGUGAAUUAUCCUCCACCGAUCUGUGCUGCGAGGGGAUCCAAUGUCACUAUUGCCUGUACAUUUAAAUAUCCAUCUGCGCAAGUACAGCGAGUGCUAUGGUGUUCAAUGAGAUCAAACUAUGAUAUCUGUCAGAAUGAGCUAUAUGUUUAUGACAGUGACGCCAACAAUAAUCAAAGAAAGUUUCAAUACAUUGGAGAUAAAAUUUCAAAUUGUUGUCUUUUGAUCAGUAAUAUUAAUCAAACACAUUCUGGAGAGUAUAAAUUCAGAUUUAUAACCAGUUUAGCAAAUGGACGUUGGACAGGUAAUCCUGGAGUGGAAAUUUCAGUACACGAUUUAAGUGUGUUCAUGACCAGGUCAAGAGAAAAUGGAAGCAUUAUAGUUGGAGACUCUUUGAAUCUGACAUGUAAACUCAACUGCUCUGGUAAUUUAGCUGAGGUUCAGUGGUUUAAGAAUGGUGAACUGAUGCAACAUUCACACCCCGUCCUCACCUUCAGCAGUGUAACUGCUGAAGACUCUGGGAAUUACUCUUGUUCUUUGAGAAACUUUAAAAAAACUGUAUCUAAACAAUUUAGAAUUUACAUUGAAGAUAUUACUUUGUCCUCAAAAGAUGUCGCUGGAUCCCCAACAGUUCUGAUUAUUGUAGCGUCUUUAGUCUCACUUGGUUUCAUUACUGCAGUUGUGAUGCUUAUAAGAAGAAGGAAAGCAAAAACUCACGGAAAACCAAAGGAGAAAGGAGAAGAAACCCAGGUUUCUCAUUACAGCACUCACCGAACAACUGUAAAGAAACAGUAUUUGUAAAACUUAAACAUGUAUAUAUAAUGUAUAUUGUACAUGUAUCUUCUGUAGGGAGUAAAGAUGACAUGCAUAAUAAGAACAAAAACAAGUGUUAUCACGUUUAACACUGUGUUAUACAAUAAAUCAUAAUUGUACAAGAUGUACAUAACUACCCUGUUGAAAUGACACCAACAUGUUGUGUUUUGCAUGCUGGUGUUUGUUUAAUCAGCCUCGUUUGGUCAACCACUUUCAUUAGAAAGACCUUUCUUUAUGCUGAGCUUAGCUGGUAGGCAUUAAAUUGAACAAAAGAUGACAGAUGACAACAUGUUGUCCCAUCUUCUUGCUGUUAGGCCUGAAACAGAAACACCCACAGUCUCCACAGACCUCAAGGAAGCAGAAAAUGUGCUGCAGGAAGAUGAAGUGCAAUAUGCAUCUGUCAACAUUCAACCUAAAAAACCUGCU